Astyanax mexicanus (Mexican tetra) is the source of this 5621-nucleotide messenger RNA. It is a transcript of the gene ercc5, whose product is annotated as excision repair cross-complementation group 5. Gene Ontology annotation, cellular component: nucleus. Gene Ontology annotation, biological process: nucleotide-excision repair. NCBI's taxonomy places the organism in Eukaryota, Metazoa, Chordata, Actinopteri, Characiformes, Acestrorhamphidae. The record is from RefSeq and is a predicted model, not a curated record. Bases 912 to 4541 code for a protein of 1209 amino acids. The transcript is spliced from 19 exons. Gene Ontology annotation, molecular function: single-stranded DNA binding; DNA endonuclease activity.
GUACUGCUCACCGCCAGAGACAGCCCGGAGCUAAUCAGCUAAAAACUAUAAUUAAAUAUAAUGUCCAACUACUAAUCAAAGACAUUCCUUUCAUUUAAGAAGUGGUGAAACAGACAAAGGAACGGAAGUCGUGCUGGAGUGGGCAGUCUCCGCUCUGUUAGAGAUAUUCACCGGAAACAGAGCUCAGUUGUGCACCCAGCUAGUGUCCUAGGAAGUGUGAAACUGGGGUAUCUGUGUAAAAAUCUCUGUGUUAGAGCUCUGCACUGCAGCAGCAGAAGUUGAGUUAGGGUGUUAUUCUGAUGAGAGGAGAGUAGGGCUGUGUAUAAAUCUCUGUGUUAGAGCUCUGUACUGCAGCAGUAGUAGUUGAGUUAGUUCAGGGCUGUGUAUAAAUCUCUGUGUUAGAGCUCUGUACUGCAGCAGUAGUAGUUGAGUUAGUUCAGGGCUGUGUAUAAAUCUCUGUGUUAGAGCUCUGUACUGCAGUAGUAGUAGUAGUUGAGUUAGUUCAGGGCUGUGUAUAAAUCUCUGUGUUAGAGCUCUGUACUGCAGUAGUAGUAGUUCAGUUAGUUCAGGGCUGUGUAUAAAUCUCUGUGUUAGAGCUCUGUACUGCAGUAGUAGUAGUUGAGUUAGUUCAGGGCUGUGUAUACAUCUCUGUGUUAGAGCUCUGUACUGCAGUAGUAGUAGUUGAGUUAGUUCAGGGCUGUGUAUACAUCUCUGUGUUAGAGCUCUGUACUGCAGUAGUAGUAGUUGAGUUAGUUCAGGGCUGUGUAUACAUCUCUGUGUUAGAGCUCUGUACUGCAGUAGUAGUAGUUGAGUUAGUUCAGGGCUGUGUAUAAAUCUCUGUGUUAGAGCUCUGUACUGCAGCAGCAGUAGUAGUUGAGUUAGGAAGUGAGGCUGAUGAGAGGAGAGCAGGGAUGGGGGUUCAUGGGCUGUGGAAGCUGCUGGAGAGCACAGGGAAGCCCAUCAACCCAGAAACCCUGGAGGGGAAGAUCCUGGCAGUCGAUAUCAGUAUCUGGCUGAACCAGGCGGUAAAGGGGGUCCGGGACCGGGAUGGUAACAGUGUUCAGAAUGCCCACCUCCUCACUCUGUUCAACCGCCUGUGUAAGCUGCUCUUCUUCCGUAUCAGACCUGUGUUUGUGUACGACGGAGACGCUCCAAUCCUUAAGAAGCAAACCCUGGCGAUCAGGAGACAGAGGAAGGAGGAGAUAACCCGCGAGUCCAAACAGACCAAUGAGAAACUCCUGAGGACCUUCCUGAAGAGACAGGCCAUCAAAGCUGCACUGGGAGAUAACAGUCAGGCAGCAAUUCCCAGUAUCUCCUCAGUGAGAAAAGAUGAGGAGGAUGAUUUGUACGUUUUGCCAGCACUUCCUCCUGCAGAGGAGAAAGAGAGCAGCAGCUCUGAUGAGGAAGUGGACAGAGAGGGAGGGGAGGAGAUGCCAGAAGCUUAUCUCCGACUUCAGGAGGACUUCUACGCUGAUCCAAAUUCUGUAGAUAUUAACUCAGAGGAGUUUUCACUUUUAUCUCCAGAGAUUAAACACGAGAUCCUGAAGGAGAUGAAGGAGUUCUCCAAGAGACGACGCACAAUGUACCACAAACCUCCUGAGAGGUCGAAGGACUUCUCUCAGUACCAGUUGGCCGGACUGCUGCAGAGAAAUAAGCUGAACCAGCGUCUGGAGGGGGUGGAGAAGGAGAUGAGCCAGAGGAGCUGUGGAGCUGUGGAGGAGCAGUACAGUCAGGGCAGAGAGCACAGUGUGGAGACCCAGCGCCUCGUCUCUGAGGACUCCUCACACUACAUCCUCAUCAAAGGUUCUCAGAAGACUGUAAAAGCCCCUGAAAGCCAGCCAGCUGCAGCUCCGUGGUCUAGCGGUCCGUGGUCUAGAAGAGGGAAGCCCAAAGGAAGGCCUGAACCUCUGUGGCGUCCAGUUUCAGACGACGCACAUGAUCCAAACUACCCUGUUCUUCCAUCUUCUUCAUCCACAACCCCAAAACCAACCCCAACACCCACUGAGCAACAGCUCUCAGACGGAGCUCCGCCUUCACCACGGACCCUACAAGCCAUCCAGGCGGCCAUGAUGGACAGCAGCUCUGAAGAUGAGGAUGAGGGGGUCUCUAGGAAAGCCGUCCAAAGAAGCAGAACAUGGGGUUCUCAAGAGGAGAACGGGGGCGUGUCUCCUCGCACUUUGGAGGCCAUUCAGAAAGCCAUGAUGGAGGAGGCUGGAACAGGAUCUACAGAGGAUAAAACUCAACAGGGGCAACAGAGGAAGUAUGUCAUACUCACCAGCUCUGAUGAAGAUGAGGGAUCCUCAAAAAAAGAUGUCCAAAGAGGCAGAACGACAGGUUCCAAAGAUGAGAAUGGGGGCAUGUCACCUCGUACAUUGGAGGCCAUUCAAAAAGCCAUGAGUGAGGAGGCACAGGAUAAAACUCAACAAGAGAAACAGAGGAAGUAUGUCAUACUCACCAGCUCUGAUGAAGAUGAUGAUGGAGAAGAUCAUACACUAAACGGCUCCUCUAAGACUCAGGAAGCAGGUAGAGGUGGAGGAGUAUCUCCACAAACUUUGCUGGCCAUUCAGAGAUCACUGGGAGAAGAUAGCAGUAAACUUGAGGAGCAGCUGGGUCACUCGACCAGCUCUGAAAAAGAAGGAAUGGAAACGGUUGUUGGAAUCAGGAGCAAAGCUUUCAGAUCUGCAGUAUGUGGUACAAAAGAAAAGUCUGGUGGUCUUGAGGAGGAUGCCCGAAAAUCAGAACCCCCCUCUUUAGAUGCAUCGAAAGAAAAACUUAAACUUGGUUCCCAGUUAGAUACGACACACAUUCCCCACCAUACUUCACUCCAAGAUCAAGAAGAAAAGCAUCAUGAAGAAAUUAAGGAUUCUGAAACAGAUCAGAUAUCUUCAGGUGUUAUUAUAUCAAGUGAGAAGAAGGUGGAGGGAAAUGGGCAACAUGUGGUAAAGAGUGAAGAGGAGAACAGCAGCUCUGAAGAGGAUUUCAUUGAGGUCUCAGAAGGGGAGGAUGGUCCUGAAUUGAAUGAUCCAGUAACUAAAACGGAAGAACAGUUACCAGCUGUGGCUACAGAGCUAGAUGUGAGUAAGAAGGAUGAGGAUGAGGAAGAGGAGAUGAGUGAAGAGGAGACCAAAGAGGAAGAGUCUUCUCUAGAAGCCACAACACUCCCUGCUUCCAGUGAAUGGGACAAUAUUGACACGGAGGAGCUGGUGCAGCUGGAGAGGGAUCUGCAGGCGGAGCAGAGCAGUCUGCAUGAGCAGCAGCAGCAGCAGCAGCGCAGUGCAGCUACAGUUACAGGGCAGAUGUGCCAGGAGAGCCAGGAGCUGUUGCGGUUGUUUGGCGUGCCCUUCCUGGUUGCACCAAUGGAAGCUGAAGCUCAGUGUGCAGCUCUGGACCGAACCGAUCAGACCCACGGCACCAUCACCGACGACAGUGACGUCUGGCUGUUUGGAGGACGACACGUCUAUAAGAACUUCUUCAGCAACAACAAAUAUGUGGAGCACUACCAGUAUGUGGACAUUCAGAACCAGCUAGGACUAGACAGGACCAGGCUGAUUAACCUGGCGUAUCUGCUGGGCAGUGAUUACACAGAAGGGAUCCCGGGGGUCGGAUACGUAACAGGCAUGGAGAUACUGAACGAGUUCCCUGGACCAGGAAUGGAACCUCUCACUCAGUUCAGUAAGUGGUGGACUGAGGCUCAGGAGAAUAAGAAGCUGCGCUCGAAUCCUAAAGACACCAAAGUCAAGAAGAAGCUCAGAAACCUGAAGCUGCAUCCUGGAUUCCCCAACCCUGCUGUCUCCCAGGCUUACCUUCAGCCCGCUGUCGACCAAUCAGAGGGCUCCUUCAGCUGGGGCCGCCUGCAGGUGGAUCUAAUCAAAGAGUUUUGCUAUAGCCGUUUUGGUUGGAACAGCAAGAAGACAGAAGAGACGCUGCAGCCAGUCCUCAAACAGCUCAACACUCAGCAGACACAGCUGCGCAUCGACUCCUUCUUCCGGCUGGAGCAGCAGGAGAAGCAGGCCAUCCGCAGCCAGCGCCUGCGCAGAGCCGUCACCUGCCUGAAGAGGAAAGAGCGGGAGGGAGUAGAAGGUGAAGAGGGAAGUGAUGAAGAUGAAGAUGAAGAAGCGUCUCCAGUGAAAAAGGGAAAGAAAGGAAAAGCUAGAGAAGGAGCUGCUGAAGCGGAUGUUACUCCUGCAGUAGCUUUUGGAGGAGGGUUCAUCUGCUCAGACACCUUCACCCACAGUCUGGAGGAGCCAGUGAGAGAGGAGGAGGAGGAGGAGGAGGAGGAGCUGCCUGAGAAUGUAGGCAGAUUAGUGGAGGAGAAACAGCCAAUGGCAUCAAAGAGCUUUAGCAAGGGCUCGAAGACGGAGUCUACCAGCAGCAGCUCCAGUUCAGAGGAUGAGCGUGAGAACAGCUAUGGAGCUGCUAUGAUCACGGCUCGGUCUGUAUUUGAGGGGAAGAUGAGAGGAAGGGGCAAAAGAGGUGGGCGGGGCGGACGAGGGGGUCGAGGUGGGCAAGGUGGACGUGGAAAGGCCAAGAAAACCAUGUGAAGAAGAAAAAAUAAGCAAUGUUUAUUUCUAUGAAAUAAAAGAUCAGUUGCCAAUCAUGUGAAAUUAAUUAUAGCAUUAAAAACAAACUGAAAUAAAUGCCUUAAAAAUGAACUGGCAGAUGUACUGACAAAAAUAAAAAGAUAAAAUGUACCUAAACCUCCUUUUUCCACAAAUACCCCAAGUGAUCGUUACUGGUUUUGUACCAGAGCUUUAAGUCUAAUUAAGCUAACAAAUACUGGAAAGCUAUGACUCCUUUUUGGCUUUGGACAUUUAGUGUGUUUAAAUGCUCUCAAAAAUCUGUUUUUAUUCAGAUUACUGUUACAGUUACCUAAUUAUUUAAUCAGUCAUUCAAACAGCAAACUUUGAGAUUGAUUUCUUAGAUUGAAGAGUAAGGUGGAAAAAAAAUUGAUUAAGAAAUCUGAUAAGAAAGCUGGAUUUUAACUCAGAUUUUAAAUCAGAUUUCUCAGUGAAGGUUAAACUCUUAACCGGAGUAUUCUAGGAUUCCCCCAAAAAAUAGGACACUAAAGCAUUUACUGCUUUAUAAUAAUGUUGUUUAGAGGUGAGCGAUAUGGCCCUAAAAUUAUAUUGUGAUAUUUCAGGGUGUCUUUGCGAUUACGAUUUUCUUGGCGAUAUGACACAACAUUUUUUUGUAUUCAUUUCAAGAAUAUACUAGUCUUAGUCUGUAACUGAAGGAUUUAAAUCAUCUUUAUCUUCUAGAUAAUGUAUGAUCAUUAUAGUGACUCAAUGAGUUAAAAAAGCUGCAGCGUGAAGUUCAGGUUUUAUAUGAUGUAAUUCAUGUCUUAUUAUGAUUAUUUUCUGACUCAAGUAAACUCAAAGUUUUAGCUUCUCAUUAUCUAUAGCUUUCAUUGGACAUGAUAAAAUUUGUCAUUAGUUGUAGCUACAUUAGCUUCAUAGCUUUAGUGCAGAACUACAGAAAGUAGUCUCAGGGAACCAACUACAUUUGGGGUAGAAGGAAAAGAAAAAAGAACUGUAACUUAUGUGAAAAACACUGCUACAUUUUAUUAUUAUGGUUGUUUGUCUUUGUUUCCACUAUUAAAAUGGAUUUUCCUACAUUUUUUU